GGGGCGAGGGGGUGGGGGGUGGUGGAGAGGAGAAAGAAAGCGGGUUCUUUUUAAAGGUGGGAUUUUUACGAAACUCCGGUCUCUGGAUGGCAGGGGGAUGGUGGGGAGCAAGGAGGACUAGGAGGCGAGGAAGCCAGGAUGUGGGAUCUCAACGACGCCGCCUCGGAAGAAGAGGAUGGCAGAGAGGAGGCGAAGCAAGUGGCGCCGGGAACUGCCUCCGCCACCACCGCGGCAGACAACGAGAACGACGAUUCCAGCUCUUCCGCCAUCGUCAUCGAGGCCUCCGACGAGGGGGAGGCCGACGUUGGCGGCGAUGGGAAGCUUUUCGGGUUCUCCAUCUCCGGCCAGCGGGACAGAAGCCCCUCCGUCGUCGUCACCCACCAGUUCUUCCCCCUCGGUGGCCCACAGGAGACGGGUGGCCGGGCCGGCGGGGCCGCGAUGGCGCCGCCUCCCCGGGCUCACUGGGUUGGAGUCCGGUUCUGCCAGUCGCCGGAGCCGGCGGCGGUGGGGAAGGCCAUGGAGGCGCCGCAGCCCGUGAAGAAGAGUCGGCGAGGGCCCCGGUCGAGAAGUUCCCAGUACCGGGGGGUCACUUUCUACCGGAGGACCGGGCGGUGGGAAUCCCAUAUAUGGGACUGUGGAAAGCAAGUUUAUUUAGGUGGAUUCGACACCGCUCAUGCUGCUGCUAGGGCAUAUGAUCGAGCAGCGAUCAAGUUUCGUGGGGUGGAUGCAGAUAUAAACUUUAGUCUGGAUGAUUAUGAGGAGGAUCUGAAGCAGAUGAGCAAUCUCACCAAGGAGGAAUUUGUCCAUGUACUUAGACGCCAAAGUACUGGAUUUCCUAGAGGAAGCUCUAAAUUUAGGGGUGUGACCUUGCACAAAUGUGGGAGAUGGGAGGCUAGAAUGGGCCACUUCUUGGGAAAAAAAUAUGUGUACCUGGGCCUCUUCAACACUGAAGUGGAAGCUGCCAGGGCUUAUGAUAAGGCUGCAAUCAAGUGUCAUGGGAAGGAUGCAGUUACCAACUUUGAUCCUAGCAUCUACGAGAAUGAGCUUGAUCUCUCGGCUGGCCGCACUGAGCACAAUCUUGACCUUUGUUUGGGGAGCUCAGGCUUCAAAAGGAAUCUUGAACCAGUGGAUGAAGGCUUCAAUGGAACGGAUCCGCGAGUUCCAAUGGCCUUUGACCCAGAAUGGAAUCAUAGCAGUAGGCUGAAGAUUGGUGACAAAUUUAAGCUGCCUGAAGACAAAGGAAGCAGAAUCAAUUAUGCCUAUAGCAAUGCCUACAUCCAAUCUCCAAUUCCUUUCGAUGCCACUGAGAUUUUCAAGCACCCACAGCUUCAGAGGAAUGGUGACAUGUACCCUAUGUUCCUGCCACAGCAGUUUGAUUCUUAUGGUUUUCAUCAUCAUCCAGGCAGCAGUGAUGGUCCAAGGAUUGGAGGAGGAAGCCUUUCAUUAGCAAUUGGCACUGAGCAACAACAGAAGCAUUCAGGUUGGGGAGAGCACAGAAACAACUGGCUGUCAGCUACCACCCUGCCUCCCCAAAAGUUCGCCAUGGCCACUGAUGCAGCAUCAUCAGGAUUCCCACCACAGAUAACAAAACUGCCGCCCCAGUUGGCAGCAGAAGAAUGGUUUCCAGUCUCUCAUUAGAGCCAGCUGAAACACUGUCAAUAUACAGUGAUGGUAUCUGUUACUCCAUUGCUUAUGAGCAAAAACUCUAGCAUUUUUUUUGUUUCAGCUUUCAUAUAUUGGGAGAUGGCUUCCUGGAGGGUGGCUUUCUGUUUUUCUGGCCUUCAGUUAACAUCAUGACUCCUGAUUAAUUUGUUUGGUCUUAUGAUUUGCCUUCUCUCUCUUGGAAUUUAAUUACUGUUAGGUAAGGUCCAAAAGAAUUGGACAACGUAAAUGGCAGUGAAGAAAUAUUUGCACUGUUACCACUUUAAGGCUGGAGCUGAAGUAAUAACAAACUAUGUUGAGUCUAGAGCAACAAA
Messenger RNA from Elaeis guineensis (African oil palm), 1976 nucleotides. RefSeq names its product floral homeotic protein APETALA 2. Gene Ontology annotation, molecular function: DNA binding; DNA-binding transcription factor activity. Gene Ontology annotation, biological process: regulation of DNA-templated transcription. The record is from RefSeq and is a predicted model, not a curated record. Lineage: Eukaryota; Viridiplantae; Streptophyta; Magnoliopsida; Arecales; Arecaceae.